ACAAUGGACUUCCUCCUCAGUGGGGUGGCAGCCUGCGGGGCUUGCGUGUUUACCAACCCGCUGGAGGUGGUGAAGACCCGCAUGCAGCUGCAAGGAGAACUCCGUGCUCCAGGGACCUACACCCGCCAUUACCGCAACGUCUUCCACGCCUUCUACACCAUUGGACGGGUGGACGGCCUGUCAGCUCUCCAGCGGGGCCUCUUGCCCGCCUUGUUUUACCAGUUUGGCUUUAACGGACUCCGCUUGGGCCUCUACGGGAUCGCCGACACGGCGGGCUACAUUCGCGCCUCCGACGGGAGCAUCAGCCUGCUGCGCACCACCGUGGCUGGGGCAUUGUCCGGGGUGGUCAGCGCCACCGUGAGCAGCCCCAUCUAUAUGGUGAAGACCCAUAUCCAGGCUCAGUCCGCUGCUGAGAUCGCUGUAGGGCACCAAUACCAGCACCAGGGGAUGCUUCAUGCUCUGGCCAUGAUCCACAAAGAGCAUGGCGUGCUUGGACUGUGGCGCGGGUCCCUCUCAUCUGCACCUCGUGUCAUGGUUGGCUCUUCGACACAACUUGCUACCUUCUCUUCUUCCAAAGAAUUCUUUAGCCGACUUGAGAUCUUCCCUAAGGACAGUUGGCUGCUGGCAUUGAGUGCUGGAAUGACGAGCAGUGUCACUGUGGCUGUCGCCAUGACACCCUUUGAUGUGGCCAGCACCCGCCUCUACAAUCAGCCUGUAGGACCCCGAGGUGAGGGCCUGUUGUACAAGGGCCUUUUUGAUUGCCUCUCCAAAAUCAUCCGUUCGGAAGGUUUCUUUGGGAUCUACAAAGGCCUAGGUGCUUCCUAUUUCCGUAUCGGCCCUCACACCAUCCUGAGCCUCCUCUUUUGGGACCGGCUGCGCCAGUCCUACAGAGGCUGGACACAGCAGAAGCGAUGA
Molecule: messenger RNA, 915 nt
Organism: Zootoca vivipara (common lizard)
Lineage: Eukaryota; Metazoa; Chordata; Lepidosauria; Squamata; Lacertidae
Gene: SLC25A35
Product: solute carrier family 25 member 35
Source: RefSeq, a predicted model, not a curated record